Messenger RNA from Leptosia nina, 819 nucleotides. The record is from the annotation of a GenBank genome assembly. Lineage: Eukaryota; Metazoa; Arthropoda; Insecta; Lepidoptera; Pieridae.
AUGAGUACUUUUGGCACUGUCGUCUUGGCUUUCUGCGUAGUCGGCGCUCUAGGUAGCUGUAGGUCGCACGCACCACGAGUUCAAAAUGUGCCACGAUCAUCCAGGAUUAUCGGAGGGGUGCAAAUUCCAAUCGAGAAAUAUCCAUCAGCAGCUAUGUUGCUUGAUUACCAUAUGGGCCACUACGGCCUCAAGUGUGGUGGUGUUAUCAUAAACAACAGAUCAGUACUGACUGCCGCGGACUGUAUAAGAGAAUUCGUUCCAGUUUCCAUAUGGCGUAUUCGAGUCGGUUCCAAUUUCAUAACGAGCGGUGGAAUUGUCCAUCGUGUCAGCCGACUUAUUUUACACCCUGAGUACAAUAUGUGUACUCGUGACAACGAUAUAGGGAUCAUAAGAUCCGCAACCGCCUUCGAGUACAGCAACACCGUACAACGAGCCCGACUUGCUAGCAGAAAUUAUGUUGUUCGUGACAGUGAGGUGGUGUAUGCUGUUGGCUGGGGGGCUUAUAAUCAGAAAGAUCAAUUUUACGUCUCGGAAGAACUUCGUGAAGGGGCAUUAGUAACGAUUAAUGCUGAAGAAUGUAAGGAUCACUACAAAUGGUGGAGUGGGUUGAACGUAACAGACGGCAUGAUUUGCACCAGUCUCGGUUUUUCUGGGAAAGGCCAAUGUCUUGGUGAUACUGGAGGACCAAUCUAUCACCAGGGCGCGGUCGUGGGUAUCCACGUAUGGACGGACGUUAUCCAGAACUGUAGUGAACAAUAUGCGCCUGGCGUCAAUAUGAAAAUCUCUAGUUACGUUUCAUGGAUUUCGGAGAAUGCUUGA